AUGGCCACACAUCGUCUCGCUACCCGGUCUCAUCAAGGCGGCGUCUCUGACGGCGAUUGGGUUGAUGUGAGCGAUGGCCACGGACAACACACAGCUACAACCAUCUCGGAGUCUAUGCUGGAGCGUAUUAUACGUGUUACCGCGGAUGAAAAGAAUCUCAACAAGUUCUACAAUAUCAAGUUCUCAGCCACGAGAUCUCAUCGGUUGGAACGAUACUACAAUGAAGAGCUCGACAGUCUGUUUAAAGCUCCGUUCGAUAGGUACAGCCAAGAGGAUAAGGUAGACUUCUUACUCCUGCGUAACUAUUUGAGGCGCAAUCUCCGCGUCCUACUACUGGAUCGUGAGCGAGACGAACUGGUGAAGCCGGUUCUUCCAUUUAUCCAGCCGCUCAUCGAGAUAUGUGAAGCUCGGCAGAGCAUGAUUCCCGUCGACAGCAAAAAGACGGCCAUGAUAUUGAACGAGACAGCAAAGAAAAUAAUUGCAACAACAAAGGCCAUCAAAACGAAUGGUAUCAAGGCUAAUGACUCGACCUUCUCACGUGCUAUGAACACCAUUGACCAAAUCAGAGGCCAUGUGGAUGAGACCUACAGCUUCUACGCCCCCUACGACCCCCUAUUCCCCUUCUGGUGCGACGCGCCCAAAAGGGAACUGGACGAGGCCCUCACCGGUAUCAAGACGGCGAUAGACACCAAACUUACUGAGAAAAACGGGUCCGGGUCUAUCCGUGCUGCAGUAGAGCCCAUCGGGCGCUCCGGGCUGAUCACUGAGCUCGAAGCGGAAAUGAUACCCUACACGCCCGAGGAGCUUCUCAAGCUGGCGCAGGAACAGUACGAUUGGUGCGAAAAGGAGAUGAAGAAGGCUUCACGUAGUAUCAAGGUGGGCUCCAUUCGACCGGGAGGGAGUCAUGGAAGCGUAUCGGGUCUCGAGGUUCCUGGUACUGGCUUUGGCGACGACUGGAAGGCCGCGCAGGAAUAUGUCAAGAAUUCAUAUGUUGAGCCCGGUCAACAGCCUGAGAUGGUGCGGCAGUUGGCCUAUGAGGGCAUGGCUUUUGUGAAGAAGCAUGACCUAGUCACGGUCCCAGAAAUUGCGGGCAAGUCUCUCUGCGAAACGUGGCGUAUGUUUAUGAUUGACGCAGAACGUCAAAAGGAAUCCCCAUUCUUCCUUGGAGGCUCCUCAUUCUGGGUCUCGUAUCCCACCGCCGCCAUGGAUCACGACCUCAAGAUGAUGGUGAUGCGCGGAAACAACCCUCACUUCUCACGGGCGACGGCAUUCCACGAGUUAAUACCCGGCCAUCGUUUGCAGCUGUUCAUGGGCAAGCGCCACCAUCCGUACCGCGAGCUCUUUUCGACGCCCUUCUUCGUCGAGGGUUGGGCCAUGUAUUGGGAGUUCGUCUUCUGGAACAGGGGCGACUUCUUCGUGAGCCCCGAAGACAAGAUUGGAACCCUCUUCUGGAGGAUGCACCGAUGCGCGAGAAUCAUCUUCUCCCUCAAGUAUCACCUCGGCGAGAUGACGCCCCAAGAGUGCGUCGACUUGCUGGUUGACUGGGUCGGUCACGAACGUUCCAACGCAGAGGGAGAAGUCACGAGAUCGUUCGGCGGCGACUACUCCCCGUUGUACCAGGCCGGAUAUAUGCUAGGGGCGUUGCAAAUGCACGGAUUGCGGGAGGAGGUGCUGACGAAGGGGUUGAUGGGCGAGAAGGAACUCCACGAUAAGAUCCUGAGGGCGAACACGAUGCCAAUCGAGUUGCUUCGAGCGCUUCUCCUGAACCAGCCCCUGAGUCCGGAUACGGAAGCUCAGUGGAGCUCAUGCAGCCGCCGAUGUGCAAUGCGGGCGAAGACGGUGCGGGGCCGCCUCGGUCUUCGGGUUAUAUCGAGCGGCAACGCGGGCUAUUGGCCGUGGAACCAUAACUAUGCCAGCCUCCGCUCUACUUCACGCCCGAGCCACCAGGGCGAAGCCGGCGAUGCGGGCCACGAUGACUCGGGGGGCGCCUCGGAAGCUGCGGCGGCUCUCGCUUGCAACUGUUGCCGGCGCCGGAAGCUGCGAUGUUCCCGAGAGGUGCCAACAUGUCAGCAGUGCCGCAAGACAGGAAGCGAUUGUAUUUAUCAGUCGAAACGGUCUAAGCCGGGGAUGAAGGCUGGGGCCAUUGAGAACCUACACCGGAGACUGGAUGCGUUAGAAAGAACUGUUCACCAACAAAGGACCAAGAAUACAUCAAGCGAUCACAGACCAUCCGAGUCAAAUCACUCGCCCAGUCAAGACGAUGCCAACGGCAUCAAUAGCAGUCUUGAGAAUAAUGCAUACAGCAUCAUGGCAUUCUUUGCCAAAGAGCUACAUAAGUUCAACUCUAAAAGCGGAGGCUUACUUGCUGAGGAGCGUACGGAGGCCGAGUCGCAAGUACGAGCCAAGCGGCGUCGACUUGAUGAUCACGAACCUACUAACAGUACUUCCACGGGCGAUUCCAGCCCUACUUCGCCUGUCUUGCCAGAUAAAGAGGACCUUGAGAUCGUACUCAACGCUUAUUUCGCACACAUUCAUCCAUGGAUUCCGAUUAUACAUGAGGCGAGAUUCCGCCGUCGACUUCGCGAGCCAGGAGAAGCCAAACUUUUGCUCGCAGUAUUACAUGCCAUGGUCCUUUCUGCGUCAAGAUACAUAUCUGACGAAGAUGUUGCGACCAGCUUGUUUGGAGCGCACCAGCAAAGAAGAAUCGCCCGUGAUUGGGUCGUGUCAACAUCGAUGAAAACGUUCAGCGUGGAGAGCCAACAAGCUCUCAUCAUUGUCGCAUUCAAUGAUAUUGGAAGUGGUGAGGCUGCCAAAGCCUGGUCUCUGGUUGGUUCACUGACCCGGACCGUCGAGUAUCUUCAACUCACCGUUGAACACGACGACGUCGACCGGCCAUCAUUAUCUCAACCUUUCGUCUCACUCGCUCCGCCAGAAAGCUGGACCGAAGCCGAAGAGAGGCGCCGGGUCUUCUGGAACGUCUUCAAGCUCGAUAGACUCAUCUCAGUCACCAUGGGCUGGAACACGAGUCUCACCUCAGACGAUGUACACUGUCGCCUCCCCUGCGACGGCGUCCUCUGGCGCAAAGAAGACGAAGUCGUGACACCCUAUUUCGGGAUAUGGGACAAAGCCGCCGGCAGAAUCGGAAACCCCAUCGCCUUCAUCCCGUCUCACUACGCGCCGACAUUGCAAGCAGGUGCCUCAGAGGAAGAAACCAACACGCCCUCCGACGCCGGCACGUCACCGGGGGCACCGGCCGCCAACGUCGACAUGUCCACCGUCGGCGCCUUCGCCUACUGCAUCGAGGCGACCGAGUCCCUCAGCAGGCGCGACAUCAGCAGCUGGCUUACCCGCUUCAAGGAGCUCGACCUGCGUCUGGUCCACUGGAAGAUGCUCCUGCCCCAGAAAUGGAAGGCCAAUAUGGCGCGGCAGUCGACGCGGAUGGAUCCCAACCUCACGCUGGCGCACGCUGCGGCCGUAGAGAUUGCUAUUAUUGCGGAGAAUUACCUGAAGCACGCGCCUGCUGCGAUGCCUGUCUCAAGCCAGUUCGUGUUUUGUAUCUACGUGGCCGCCAGAGUGCUACUCCUUCGAUGGCGUUAUGAUCCUGGGACUGAAUUGGCUUCCGAGUUCUGGUCGCUAGUACAGAUUAUGAACGAUAUGGCUACCCGGUGGGCUGGCCCGCACAGCUUGGAGCCUGCGAGAGACAAUUUGCCUGGGAAGUAUUCGAGGAAGCUCACAGAGAUGCAUAUACGUUGCCGCGAUGAUGCAUCUUUCAACAUCAACGUCCUAGGCUACACCACAGAGAUCGAUCACACAGCUUCUCAAGAGCCUCCGUUAUCUUCUCACAUUAGACAGAAUGGGACUGGGGGACAUGAAGGAACCACUACCAAUGGAAGAAACAGGCGGCUCGCAGAUACACAGGUCGAGCCCGCUGCAAGUAGCCUCGACACCAUCGUUGUGGCACAACCACUCCCAUCCAACAAUCCGGCAUCAUUAACCAAUCCAACGCAGAACGCGAUUCUCGUAACCCCAGGGUUAGGCAUCAAUGGCGCUGAGCCAAUGGUGCAUUCCUCCAUGUACCACAGAAGCAGCGUCGGUGGUGGCGAUUUGAGCAACAUUUCCCAGAUGCUCCUCGACCAACAGUUCAUGGACAUGGAUAGAAUAAUCAGCUAUGAUGACGGCAUUUUCGAAACUGAAUACGAUGGUGGAGGAUGGUAA
Molecule: messenger RNA, 4215 nt
Organism: Colletotrichum scovillei
Lineage: Eukaryota; Fungi; Ascomycota; Sordariomycetes; Glomerellales; Glomerellaceae
Product: x-pro dipeptidyl-peptidase
Exons: 11
Coding region: 1-4215 (1404 amino acids)
Biological process (GO): regulation of DNA-templated transcription; DNA-templated transcription
Cellular component (GO): nucleus
Molecular function (GO): DNA binding; zinc ion binding; DNA-binding transcription factor activity, RNA polymerase II-specific
Source: RefSeq, a predicted model, not a curated record